UCUAACGUUGCCGUGAAGAACAUCGCGGAGAAGCUGGCGGUUGUGGGAUUUCUGGAUUUCAGGUUACUGAUUUCGCACGAUUUUCACUUUGAUUGGCAUGAACAUCUAUACGAGAAGAUUGGGCCUAAAAUUAUUGUUUCCGACAAGUUCCCGAAGACUACGUCGGAUGCUGAGUCCAAGCUCGAAGGUGCCAAGGUCAUACUCUGUACACUGAGCAUGCUGUCGAACCCAAAGUGCUCCGUAUUCACCACCGUGGUCCCUGUCGAAACUGUCAUCGUUGACGAAGCUAGCCAAAUCGAGAUCGGUAACUACGUACCGCUAGUACACCUGUUCAAGACCACAGUGUCGAAGUUGGUGUUUAUCGGCGAUGAUAAGCAGUACUACAUCUCUGCAGAGAUCUACAGUGGCAAACUCAACUCCAAUCCUAAACACCGUGUACCAAAGACAACUCCAUCCUGCUUUUUCAUUGAUAUUCCUGAGGGAAAGGAGCAAAAAGAUGGGACAUCAUGGAUGAAUAUCAAGCAAGCAGAGGCUGUAGCAUCAUUAGCUCAGAUCCUUCAAGAGGCAGAGGUCUCUUUUAAGAUCAUCACUCCGUAUGACCCACAGCGCAACCUUCUAGAGAAGACUCUGAGGGACAAUGGCCUUGGUUGGGAAAAUAAGUGCUUCAAUGUCGACUCUUUCCAAGGAAAUGAGGAUGACUAUAUCAUCAUCUCCCUUGUUCGCUCGAAAGACCCAGGCUUCCUCGAUAACCUACGCCGUACCAAUGUCAUGCUCACCCGAUGCAAGCGCGGAAUGUUCAUCUGCGCUAAUAAGAAGUUCUUGCUCGAAGGGAAGGGAAAGGAUACCUUGGUCGGGAAGAUGGCGGCAGAGUGGGGAGAGAAAGGGUGGGUAGAGAUAAAGGAUAUUGAGGAAGAGAUGAGUGACAAGGCAUAG
Stereum hirsutum FP-91666 SS1 is the source of this 933-nucleotide messenger RNA. RefSeq lists its product as uncharacterized. The annotation marks the transcript as partial. The transcript has 6 exons. Gene Ontology annotation, molecular function: helicase activity. The record is from RefSeq and is a predicted model, not a curated record. NCBI's taxonomy places the organism in Eukaryota, Fungi, Basidiomycota, Agaricomycetes, Russulales, Stereaceae.